Messenger RNA from Leptosia nina, 864 nucleotides. The record is from the annotation of a GenBank genome assembly. NCBI's taxonomy places the organism in Eukaryota, Metazoa, Arthropoda, Insecta, Lepidoptera, Pieridae.
AUGUGGGCCUUCUUGACUUCAUUAUUCAAAUAUUUUUACGAAAAAGACGAUGAAGGUGAAGAUGUUAGGGAGAAAUUUCUGACUGAUCAGUUGAUUGAUUUGAAGCUUCAAGCAGAAAGUGAAGAAUUCUAUAAUGAUAAUACACUAGUCCCAGAUGUUGUACCAAAAGAUAUGGUGUGUUUUGAAAAGUCAGGAGUUAUUACAUUGUGUGGUGAAGAUUAUAUUCUCAUAGACGGUGUAACAUAUUAUGAUACAACUUCAUGUCUGCAUAAUCUCAAUAUAAAUGAUAAAAUUCUAUACCUUGCCUAUACUGAUAACAAUGACAAAUUGCGGGUAGUUAGAAUAUUAGAGAAUCAAGGUCAAUGCUGGGGAGACGAAGAAUGGCUGGAUGAAAAAUCCUUUAAUGUAGUUCAUCAUUUAUUUGUUGGGCAAGUUGAGUAUAGAAAAGAACGUUAUGUACACAUAAAGGGUGGUGAUUUGAAAUUUAGUCUCGAUGAUGUUGAAGGAAGUUUUAUACCGAUUGAAGGAGAUUGGUUAGAAAUGAAAUGUACAGUGCAACAAAACCAUGAGAAGUUAAUGGAUAUUACCAUGAAUGAGAUACUAGAAGUACUAUCCUUUGGUCCAGUUAGAAGAAAAAUGAAGACAGCUGUUGUGACAGAUUGGUCUGGUUCCCAUGGGAUACUUGAUAGACAAAUUUAUUAUAACACCAGUACCUGUGUUGAUACUGUCAUGCCUCACGUUGGAGCUAAAGUAAUGGUUGAAGCAAUAGAAAGUGACCAAGGCAAAUAUUCCUGGAGAGCAAUCAAGUUAAUAAUACUAGAUAAUACAACCACUACAUUCAGAAAGAAAUUUGACCCAAGUUGA